AGUAAAAUAGUUCGUGUCCUGAACCUCUGGCAGAAAAAUGGAGUGUUUAAAAUUGAGAUAAUUCAGCCUCUCUUGGAUAUGGCAGCAGGAACUAGUGCCACUGCACCAGUGACAGAAAAUGCUACUAACAAUGAAGGCUCACCACCCCCUCCGGCCAAGGUCCCUUCAGAGCCACCUCAAGUGACUGCGAACUCAGUGCCCAGUGUGCCACAGCUGCCGAGCUCCGAUGCCUUUGCAGCUGUAGCUCAGCUGUUCCAGACCACACAAGGACAACAGCUUCAGCAAAUUCUGCAGACCUUCCAGCAGCCUCAGAAGCCUCAGUCACCUGUCAUAGAUAACACUGUGAUGGCUCAGGUUCAGGCUAUUACUGCUCAGCUGAAAACCACAGUAGCACAGGCACCAGAGCAGAAAGCUGCUUUCCCAGCACCCGAGCAAAAAACAUCCUUUGACAAAAAGCUGCUAGAUCGGUUUGACUAUGAUGAUGAACCAGAGGCAGUGGAAGAUUCAAAGAAAGAAGAUUCAGCUCCUUCCCCCUCAGUGUCUCAGCCAGCCUUGACCUCUCUCUCAUUCAGUGCACAGGCUGGAUGGUGCUCAAUACCGGGUGGCUUUCCAGGAGAAGGCAUGCAGCAGCCAGUAUUCCCUCAACUCCCAAAUAUGGAUCCUUUUCAGCAGCGAAUGAUGGGAAUGCAGCAGGAUCCAAUGCGUCACCAGGUCCCACUUCCUCCCAAUGGGCAAAUGCCAGGAUUUGGCCUCCUGCCUACCCCCCAGUUUCCACCUAUGGCUCAGCCUGUGAUUCCACCAGCAGCACCUGUGCAGCCAACUUUCCAGUCUCCUUUUCCUGUCCAGAGUGAGUCACACAUGCAGAAACCCCACCAGCAGGAUAUGGAAGUGGAACAGCCACCUAUUCAGGAGGGAAAGCGACAUGUUUCCGACAGCAGGAAGUCAAGAUCUAGAUCUGCAUCAAGGUCCCCCAAGAGGAGACGUUCCAGGUCUGGCUCCCGGUCGCGGCGGUCACGGCACCGGCGGUCACGGUCGCGCUCCAGGGACAGACGUCGGCACUCACCCAAGUCGCGGUCACAGGAGAGACGGGAGCGUGAGCGGGAGAGGGAGCGCAGGUCCAAAGGCCUUCCCCAGAUCAAGGCAGAAACUGUUAGUGUGUGCAGUACCACACUGUGGGUAGGACAGCUCGACAAGAGAACAACUCAGCAGGAUGUUGGAAGUCUUUUGGAGGAGUUUGGCCCAAUUGAAUCCAUCAAUAUGAUUCCCCCCCGAGGAUGUGCCUACAUUGUCAUGGUGCACAGGCAGGAUGCCAACCGUGCGCUCCAGAAACUGAGCCGAGGCAACUUCAAAGUCAACCAGAAAUCUAUCAAGAUUGCCUGGGCUCUGAAUAAAGGAAUAAAGCCAGACUACAAGCAGUACUGGGAUGUAGAACUAGGUGUGACUUACAUCCCAUGGGACAAAGUCAAACCUGAAGAUCUUGAAAGUUUCUGUGAAGGAGGAAUGUUGGACAAUGAGACCCUUAGUCCAGAGUGGAAGGGAAUUCCCAAGAAGUCUGAAAAUGAAGUAGCUCAGAAUGGAGGGGCAGAAGCUGCACAUAGUGAACCAGUGUCACCUAUACCCAAAGCUUUACCUGUUCCAAUUCCUGUUCCCAUGCCUGCGCCAAUAACAGUACCUCCUCCACAGGUUCCACCACAUCCAUCAGGGCCUCCUGUGGUUGGUGCCCUCCAACCACCUGCUUUCACAGCACCCCUAGGAAUUCCACCCCCUGGAUUUGCUCCUGGAGUGCCACCACCGCCACCACCUCCAUUCUUACGGCCUGGGUUCAACCCCCUGCAUUUACCCCCAGGCUUCCUCCCUCCUGGGCCACCACCACCCAUAACUCCUCCAGUCUCUGUUCCGCACACUCCAGCAGUGAACAUCCCAAACUCUACAGCAGCUGGUGGGAGUGAGGACACUACGAAAGAGUCGUCUGUAGGAAAUCCCAUCCCAACAGUAGUUUCUGGAGGCAGAGGGAAUGCUGAAAGUACCGACAGUUCCAAAAUCUAUGGGACUGUCCCACCUCCUGUAGCGCCAGCUAAUGUCCCUGCUCCUGUCACCCAGGCUGUUCCACUCCUUGGCACUCAAGGCGUGGCGCCGCCGCCGCCG
Molecule: messenger RNA, 2145 nt
Organism: Acanthisitta chloris (rifleman)
Lineage: Eukaryota; Metazoa; Chordata; Aves; Passeriformes; Acanthisittidae
Gene: SCAF4
Product: SR-related CTD-associated factor 4
Exons: 17
Biological process (GO): negative regulation of termination of RNA polymerase II transcription, poly(A)-coupled
Cellular component (GO): nucleus
Molecular function (GO): RNA polymerase II C-terminal domain phosphoserine binding; RNA binding
Source: RefSeq, a predicted model, not a curated record